This is a messenger RNA of Dothidotthia symphoricarpi CBS 119687, 1557 nucleotides long. RefSeq lists its product as uncharacterized. NCBI's taxonomy places the organism in Eukaryota, Fungi, Ascomycota, Dothideomycetes, Pleosporales, Dothidotthiaceae. The record is from RefSeq and is a predicted model, not a curated record. The coding region runs from base 279 to 1355 and encodes 358 amino acids. The transcript is spliced from 2 exons.
UUACCUACCUUCGUCCCUCCCAUAUAACAGCGACCACUACUGAAACUACACUCAACCUACACUCAACUCACAUCCACGUGGGCCCCAAUGCAUUGAGCAAAAGUUGUCCAUACCAGAUAUCACUAGCCAGUCUGCUUUAUCUCAUCCCAUUGUCUUCCGGUCACAACUCGUCGCCAACUCUCCAGGCGUCCGUCUAAUCUCGAAAUUUCCACGGUUUUCUGCCAAAACCAACCCAACGUUCGUAACUCACGCCGAGGGUUCUUGCUAAUCCUUUGACAAUGGCAUUUCCAAGUCCAUUCUACGACCGUGGACAACAGGCUGUCGGUUUCCUACAACCUCAUCAAUGCCAACUACAUAUGCGGCAACAGCCCAAGGAGGCAGUUCUCACCGUCGCAGGAAAGGAGAAGACUCGGAAGCCCAUCGAUCCGCCGCCUAUCAUUGAGUUUUCAGUCAACACACAUGCCGAUCCUCUCCGAUCACACCUCCAAAACCCCUACACAUUCAUGGCGGUGUCUUUAGCCAAAGCAGACACCGACGAGCCCAUUGAGGGCAAUCCUCUCACAGGCACUCAGGUCUCAUCCUUGCACCGCCUCAAGGAUACCUCGAACAAGGACGGUGCCUUCUUCGUCUUCGGCGACAUAUCCAUCAAGAUCCAAGGCACUUUCAGACUUAAGUUCGAUCUGUUCGAAUUCCAAAACGGGUUUGUACAGUGGUUGAGCAGUGAUUUCAGCGACAAGUUCAAGGUUGUGCUUCCCAAAGACUUCAAGGGCAUGGAAUCGUCGACACAACUCUCACGAACAGUCGCGGACCAAGGUGUUCGGCUGCGGCUCCGCAAGGAACCUAGAGUGGUGGCAGGUCAAAAGCGCUCUUACGAGAGCCAGACUACUCCAGCACCUCUCCGACCAAGCAGUGACCAGUCUUCCCCCCACGAGUAUCAGCCUAUGCCCAAGAGACACCGUAACGACAGCUUUCCCGAGCCACCUCACCCACCUGUCACAGCGUACUCGAACCAACCAUCAGCGUAUCAAUCUCCAGCAUACAACUCCAUCCCCAACUACAACUUUGGGGGCUCACUUCCGCUAGGAUCCAGCGUGUAUAGCAAUCCCGCCUUCCAGGUAUACCCUAGUUCCGUGAGUGGCUCAUCUAUGCCUACUACGCUUCCCACUCAGCUUUCCAAUCCGCUUCCCACUCAGCAUCUCACUCAGCAUGGCACUCAGCAUGGCACCCAGCAUGGCACUCAGCAUCCUGAUCAACAUCCUGGUCAGCUUCCUGGUCAGCUUCCCACUCAACUUCCUACCCAGCUUUCCGCUCAGCUUUCCACUACGGACUAUUCGUAUAUCGAUCCAUGGCAUUAGGGUUCGGUAUUCCACAUGAGGUAGAUUCACGACAGGUUCAUUGCUCGGAGUUUGGAGUUACGGUAUCCUCCACGGAGGCGAUAUACGAUAAAAGUCAUAGCAUCAAGGUCACGGAGUUCCCCACAGCUAUGUUAUACGGCAUGUUCACGGCAAUGGUGGAGUUUAGGUAGAGGUGUUAAGGCGCUAGUUAUUUAAUACAAAG